Amblyraja radiata (thorny skate) is the source of this 2776-nucleotide messenger RNA. RefSeq names its product actin related protein 5 (gene actr5). The coding region runs from base 33 to 1811 and encodes 592 amino acids. Lineage: Eukaryota; Metazoa; Chordata; Chondrichthyes; Rajiformes; Rajidae. The record is from RefSeq and is a predicted model, not a curated record. The transcript has 9 exons.
UGUGGAGGGGUUGUUUUUGUGGACGGACCAAGAUGGCGUCGUCCAUGGGCCGAGAUGGAGCUGAGCCGCCGCCACCGCCCAAUGUUUACUAUUUUCGGGAUGCGAAGGCGGCGGCGGACCCGGUGUUCGAGCUGGGGGAGGGCCGGCUGCCGCUGGUGGUGGACAACGGGUCGUUCCAGUGCCGGGCGGACUGGGCGGCGGCGGAGCGGGCACCGCGGCUGCUCUUCAGGAACAUGGCGGCGCGGGGCCGAGGGGCGGCGCGAAGCGACACGCAGGUCGGCAACGACAUCGGCAACGUCGAGCUCGUCCGCUGGCUCCUCAAGAGCCAGUUCGACAGGAACGUGGUGGUCAACCUCGACAUACAGGAGCACAUCUUCGACCAUAUCUUCCAGCACUUCGGCAUCGCCUCCCAGAGUCGUGUGGAACAUCCAGUCGUUCUAACAGAAGCUCCGUGUAAUCCACUGUAUUCCCGACAGUUAAUGUCCGAACUCCUCUUCGAGUGUUACCACGUUCCCAAAGUGUCGUAUGGAAUUGACAAUCUCUACAGCUUUUGGCGAAAUAAUAAAGCAAACUCCACUGGACUGAUCAUUUCCUCUGGGUACCAUUGCUGUCAUAUUUUGCCAGUGCUGAAUGGCAGGCUGGAUGCCUGUAACAGUAAAAGGAUUAAUCUUGGUGGAAGCCAAGCAGCGUCGUACAUGCAACGCCUGCUGCAGCUCAAAUACCCUGGACAUUUACCGGCCAUCACGCUCAGCAGAGUGGAGGAAAUUCUUCAUGAACACUGCUACAUCGCAGGCGACUACAUGGAAGAACUCGACCUGUGGAAGCUCCCGGAUUUCUAUGAGACGAACAUUCACAGGAUGCAGUUGCCCUUCAACAACAAGCUGCUGGCUAGCACUUUGACAGUGGAGGAGAAGAUGGAACGGCGGCAACAGCAGAUUCGCAGACUGCAGGAGCUCAACGCUCGUCGCAGGGAGGAGAAGCUUCAGCUCGACCAGGAGAGGCUAGAGAGACUGCUCAGCAUCCAGGAGCUUCUAGAAGAAGGCAUGAUGGACCGAUUCAAGCGUGCACUGCUGGAAAUGAACAUGGAUUCUGCAGAGGAGCUGCAGUCGUACAUUAACAAGCUUAGCCUGGUCAUUGAGCAGACCAAGCACAGGAUACUGCAGGCUGAGGUGAAUGUGGAGGUGGAUGUUGUCGACACAAAGCCAGACGUUUCUGAUCUGGAUCAGGUAUUGAAUUGCGACCAGUCAAUGGAUGACUUGGAAGGAGUCAAUGAUCUGGAACAGCUUUUCCCUGAAUAUCAGAGUGAUUUUGGAAAGCAAACCAAUGUCGUUCAGCCAAUUGGACAGAUGUUCAACCUUGCAGAAUAUCAUCAGCUGCAUCUGGGAAGUGAGCGCAUCCGGGUCCCUGAAGUUAUGUUCCAGCCAUCACUGAUAGGAGAGGAACAGUCUGGCAUCGCCGAAACAAUACAGUAUGUUCUGGACAGAUACACAAAGCAACAACAAGACGAACUUGUACAAAAUGUAUUCCUUACUGGCGGAAACAUUCUAUAUCCUGGGAUGAAGACGCGGAUGGAGAGGGAGCUUCUUGCCAUGAGGCCAUUUCGGUCGUCGUUCCAGGUGGCCCUUGCUUCCAAUCCUGUUCUAGAUGCCUGGUUUGGUGCAAGAGACUGGGCUAUUGAGCACAUCGAUCAAGCUGAGGGCUGGAUCACACUGGCAGACUAUGAAGAGAAGGGGGGAGAGUACUUGAGUGAACACGUUGCUUCUAAUGUUUAUGUACCGAUGAACCUUACAAAACCAGUGCUAUUGCACUGACAAGUUAAAGGAUUUGAAGACAUUCAGUUCUGACCUGGCUUUUGCAUAAAAUGAGAGACAUAUAUUUUAAAUUGAAGCCAACUUAAGCGUAUUGCAAGUUAAAUACACGGCUCGAUGUUCUUUUUAUAUGAGAGACAUUUAUUUUCUGCUGUAAAGACUGGACGAACUGCAUUACAGAAUUUAAAAAUUGAGAUUAUAUUGUUCUUCAGGCUAUGUAUUACUUGUACAUCAAUAUCUACUCAGAAAUAUGAGGUAUUGUCUAUCGUGACUGAGUGCUACUCAUAAGGCUCGCUGAGAAGGGAUGUAGUUUGAAAGUGAUAAGAAAAAUGAAGGUAGACAAAAUUGCUGGAGAAACUCAGCGGGUGCGGCAGCAUCUAUGGAGCGAAGGAAAUAGGCAACAUUUCGGGCCGAAACCCUUCUUCAGACAUUGAAGCAUUUUCUUGUUUCUUUAUAUCCCUUCUAAGUGGAACUUGACCUUGUCACUGUGGAUAAAACAUAGUAUGACCCUCAAUCUACACUCUGGGGUGAUACACUUUUAGUGACACCCAAGGCAAAAGCAAGUUGUUGUUUAAUUUCUUGCAAAACUUAUGAUUUUGUUCAACAAUAGUAUUGAUUACUUUUCUCUUCAUUUUGUACGGAGGGUGUUGGUUCUGAAGGUCCACGAUGCAGGUAGUACAGUUUCCAUUAAAAAAAAAGGAAAUGAUUGAGCUUCAUUUGUCGACUUAGACUCGAAAGGCGUACUAUGUCUUUUUUUUUAGAUUUGCCCCCUGUUCUAAACAUUAUCAUUUAUUCUGGCAAACUGUCGCUAAAAGAGGUAGAAUUUAUUAACCUGCAACGGCAGCAUCAUAGGUGCAAACAAUGUUUCCAUUCAGCAAUAAUGGUGAAUAUUGCAAGCCCCAAAUAUUUAUGACUGUUUAUUUCAUGCAUUAAAAACAGAUUGCACUCUUAGAAUAUUAGAUGAAAAA